Messenger RNA from Sus scrofa (pig), 3382 nucleotides. The record is from RefSeq and is a predicted model, not a curated record. NCBI's taxonomy places the organism in Eukaryota, Metazoa, Chordata, Mammalia, Artiodactyla, Suidae.
GGCGUAGGCUGGCGGCUACAGCUUGGAUUCGACCCCUAGCCUGGGAACCUCCAUACACUGCGGCAGCUGCCCUAGAAAUGGCAAAUAGACAAAAAAGAAUCAGGCAGGACAGCUGAGCGCCUGGGGCGACCUGCCACCAGUCUCCAGCCUCAGUGGGCCUGGCCUGGCCCAUCCCAGUGUUUUCUGGCACCUUUGGUGUUCUCGUUUGGUCCUUUAUGUAGAAGCGGGCUGGGGGAUCCUCCCAGCCCUGUGACCCCCUUCCCCCCAGCUCAGAAGGGUUAAGUGGGAUUUGAACCCAGGCCCAGCUGAACCCCCAGAGACUAGGAAGCCAGGCUUCUCCCAGAAGGAGUUCUCUGGGGAAAUGGCCCCAAAGGGUGGGGUGGACUGGAAUGAGCCAGGCGGCCCACUGGGGCUUCAGAAUUGGACUCUGCUGAGAAACAGCAGCUGGUUCAUAGAACUGCUGGGUGAGCCUGAGCAGUUCUGAGAGGUGGUGUCAGGGCCAGACUCAGCUCCUCCUGCUCUGUGCGCUGGGGGCCCUGGGGGCCGAGGGGCAGGGCGCAGUGGGCGUGGUGCCUGCCCAGCACUCAGCCAGCGUCAUCUUUCUCCUCCUCUGGACUUUGUCUGGAGCCCAGGUGGGGCCUGGGGGGGAGAGGGCACACCUGCUUCCCAGGGCGGGGCCCUGUCCCCUGGCAACCUGGGGCAGAGCAGGCUGGGAGGUCUCUGUGCUGUCCACACGGAGCCAGGCUUAGAGGUUGUUACAGGUGGAGAGCCAGCAGUCAACCCAGACCAUCUACACUCUGGGAAACUGUGGUGCACGGAGACCCCCAGAACAUGGACCGAGUGACCAGAUACCCCAUCUUCAGCAUCCCCCACUCACCCCGUGUGGCUGGUGUGGCCUUUGAUGACGGGGACACCAGCUACACGUUCGAGCUGGUGGGUGUGGCCAGUGGCUGGGGCCAGGACAAGCCGCAGGCAUGGCCCGCUGACCACGAGGCCUCACUGGAAAUGGCGUGGACAGAGAGGUCGCACGGCCCGCAAGCCUUCACUGCGCAGCCACCCCCAUGGCCGGAGGAUGACGAAGACGAGGAGGUGAAAGCCUGCCACCUGGAGGCCCAGCACGUUCCACCCCGGCGGCCCUGGGACCUGGAGCAGGAGCGCCGGCUGGUCAUCCAGGACCAGGCCGUCAGGAGGAGUGACACGGUGGCCACGCUUCACUUCCAUGGGGAGCCCAGGACCCCCAACCUCCUGCCGUCCACAGCCCUGGAGGAGAAUGGGAUUGACCGCGAGCAGAUUGACUUCCUGGCCGUCAGGCAGCAGUUUCUGAGCCUGGAGCAGGCGAACCCGCCCCCCGGGGUGGCCCACGUGAAUGUGGGGGCCCCUCGGAACACGCCACCUGGGGCAUCCCAAGGGAAUGCAGGGGCCCCUCGGAACCCCCCACCUGGGGUGACCCAGGCCUCCAAAGCCUGGAAGGGGCUGCCCCUGGCCAAUGGGUAUGUGGUCCCAGUCAAGCCCCAAGCAAAGGAGGUGGUCAUGGAAGAGAAGAGGGUCCACAGUUUGCCCACCAGGUCUGGCGUCCCAGCCGUGGAUGACCGUGGUUCCCAGGCCCGAGACCGGUCCCCAGAGCCCCCCAAGGAGACGCCCAUUGAGCGGGAGAUCCGGCUGGCCCAGGAGCGGGAGGCGGACCUCCGAGCACAGAGGGGGCUGCAGCAGGCGGCCGGCCACCAGGAGCUGGUGGAGAUCCCGGCCAGGCCGCUGCUGAACAGAGUGAACCUGGCUGUGGGGCCGUGGCGGGACAGGGGGCGCCCAUCACUCUACAUGCAGCGGGACAUUGCCCAGGAGUCACAGCGUGAGGAGGACCACCGGCGGGAGGGCCUGCAGGUGGGCCGGGCAUCCACGCCCGAUGGGUUCUCUGAGGGCCCCCAGCCUCCACUCAGGAGGGCCCACAGCUCAGACUCCAUCCUGGGCCCCGCCCCAGAUGCCCGCGCGGCCAGCCCCACUCCAGAGGUGAGGAAGGUGAACCGCAUCCCACCGGAUGCCUACCAGCCAUACCUGAGCCCCCAGAAGCCCGCAGGAGAACUCCCAGUCUUCUGCACCUAUGGCAAGCCCAGCGGUCUCUCUGCAGGUGAGACCAGGGCUGUGGGCUCUCCGAAGGCCACACAGUCUCCAAGGCAUCCCUCAGAAUCCUCUGGCACAAAGCAGGAGCCCCCCCGCCAACCCCUGCCCACCAGCGGGAGUGUCGUGCGAUGGAAGUACUUUCGCCUGCGUCCCCUGCGCUUCAGGGUCCCCAGUGAGCCUGAGAAAGCUGAGGCCCCCCGAGUGUGGGGCUGGGAGGUGGCUGGGGCACCAGCCUUGAGGCUGCAGAAGUCCCAGUCGUCUGAGCUGCUGGAGAGGGAGGUGGAAAGUGUCCUGCGGCGGGAGCGGGAAGUAGCCGAGGAGCGGCGGAGUGCUCUGUACCCUGAGGUCUUCUCCCCAACUCCAGAUGAGUACUGUGACCAAGAUUCUAGGAGCUCCUCUGGGCCAUCUGGCAUCACCGGCAGCUAUUCGGUGUCUGAGUCACACUUUUUCACCCCCAUCCACCUGCAUCCGGGACAGACAUGGACAGCAGAAGCCCCAGCCGAGGCUGCUCCUUGGCAGAGAAGGAAGAAAGAGCAGUGGUAUGCUGGCAUCAAACCCUUGGACCACGUCAACUUAGAGAUCCUUGAAGCCACGCGGGUGACCCGCCACAAGAAUGCCAUGGCGGAGCGCUGGGAAGCAGGCAUCUACGCCAGCGAGGACGAGGACUGAGCCUGGGGCCAGCUGCCUGCCCCUGUCCUGCUCUGGCCCCACAGGAACUGCCAGGACCUGCCAAGGCCCCAACUGGACACUCUUUAAAUCCAGUUCUGGGGACCACAGAUCUCAUGCCAACAAUCCCAAGGCUGGAUACACUUCUGGGCUCAAGGGCUUUCUUUUCUGUUUGUCUUUUCCCGGGAAAUUGGUGUGCUUUCUGGGUCUAAGGCUGGGAAUGACCCUUUCUGCUCCUACGACUUUGCCAAAUGCUCUUGGGUCCGGAAAGGAAUGAGACCAGCUCUCCCACCUCCAGAUGUAAUUGUUCCUGCUGGUCUGAGAGGGGAGACCCUUGAUUCCUCCCUCUGGGGAGUCCCAGUCUGACAGGGGAGGCCUGCCCUGCUCCAGCCCCAGGAAACCUCCAGUCUGAGGGAGGAGGCCUGAGUGCCCAAUCUGAGGGCCUUCCUGCCACCCUGUGGCCCCCUCCAUGGCACAUCAGCACAGCUCUGGCAAUAGAGGGUCCCAUGGGGACAGCCCCGGGCAGAGAAAAGGGCUCGACUUGGGGACAGAACCGGGUCAUUCUGCUCCAUGAAAUAAAGUGGCUGUGUGCUGCCCCCAG